Molecule: messenger RNA, 1848 nt
Organism: Colletotrichum gloeosporioides
Lineage: Eukaryota; Fungi; Ascomycota; Sordariomycetes; Glomerellales; Glomerellaceae
Exons: 1
Coding region: 1-1848 (615 amino acids)
Biological process (GO): protein N-linked glycosylation
Molecular function (GO): alpha-(1->6)-fucosyltransferase activity
Source: RefSeq, a predicted model, not a curated record
AUGCCAGCCCCUCUAGACCUCAGCAAAUCGAAGCUGUCGGUGUCUGAUCCGCGGAUGAACCUCCGACGGUCUGCCUCACACACCGGCUCUUCAAAGUGGGAAAAGGUGCCUCUAUCCGCCACCUCUUCCCGCUUCAGCUUCAACCACCUACUCUUCUCCUCUCCACCACCAUCACCAAGCCUACCAGCGCUUAUCCCGCCACCCCGGAAGUCACCCAUCCACCCCCGACCUACUCGUGUAUUCAGAUUCACAUUUUGGCUCGCAUUCACGGUGCUGCUGCUCUACUUUGCGACUUUCCCAUUCCGAACAAGCUUUGGCGUCCCAUCCAUCAACCUACCAUUUUCGGCCCACGAUGAUUUCGAGAUGGUUGGACAAGACGAUCUACCCGACUUUCCCACGCCAAUCGUCAUGUCCGACCACGGUGGCAAAUCCAAGUGGACCGUUUCAAUCCCUCCAAGCUACGACUUCCCGUUGUCAGUGAAAGAGUACGGGGACAUGUGCAAGAAGUGCAAGGAGGUUGCCGCGCGCGUUAGGGACAUGCGCCACCGAACUCAGAUCCUUGAUCAGAACCUUUUGAGUCAAGAUGCCCCCAAUGAUCCGUACUUUAUCGACGUUGCAGAAGCUCAAAAGACCGGUCUUCUCCCGGACGUCGCCGCCAAAUGGCCAAGCAAGGGUCAAGGUCACGAUGGAGACUUGGUUGGGGAGAACAAGGACUCGCUGGUUGAAAAGCCCGUGUGCGAAAGCUCCAUGACCUUCAUCAUGGAGACUGCAGACGCCGGCAUUGGGCACACCAUCAUGCAGCUCUGGACAUUUUACGGGCUCGCUAAGAGGCAAGGUAGAGCCUUCUUCAUCGAUGAUUCUCGCUGGGCGUACGGCAAGUACACCGAUAUCUUCCAAGCGCCUCCUGUGCCCCUCUGCCGCCCUCCUCCCCGCCACGAAAUGAUUCCCUGUCCUCCCAGAGCUCGCCACUUGGUUGUCACAUCCGAGACGGCGAAGGAGAUGUGGGCGGGAUCCAUCAGCAAGCCACACUCCGACUUCCGAGCACAGGAUGAGCAGGGGCUGCGGGAGCUGUUCGAGCUGGCACACGAGGGAUACCGCGCUCUUUGGGACCUCAAUAAGGACGACGCUCAGUACGUCAGCAAGCGUGUCAAGGAAAUCAGGGACAAGACUACCGUUGGCAACGGCAACCCGAACAACGGCGUCGUUGUCGGCGUUCAUGUCCGACAUGGCGACUGCCACCCUACCGAGUACCAGUAUCACGGCACUUACAUCCCGAUGGAGAUCAUUGCGAACGCUGCUCAGGAGGUCAUUGACGGCAAGCACAACGGCACCGGUGUCGAUGGGGGUGACGACGAGCUCGCCAAGCGCAAGUCCUUCAUUGUCCUUGCCUCCGACGACCCGACAGUUUACGAUGCGGAGGAUUUCAAGGGCUCUAUGCGCGCACAGGAGCAGAUUCGCCUGGCGUCCAAGCAGGAAGUCCACAAGGCCACCCCCGACAGGCACGUCAUGCACCACUUUGAGGAUGAGGCUUUCGGCUGGGAGGGCGGCUUCUUCGCCGCCAUGUUCUGGAACCUUGGCCUGUCCUCCAUGAGUGCUUCCAACGCUGCGACGGCCAAGAACAAGCAAUUAGCCCCCUCGGCCGAAGCGCUCCGUCUCCGGAGCUACGUUGGCCGCGCCUACUUGAUGGAUCUUGCCGUGCUGGCCGAUGCUAGUGACACGGUAAUCUGCACCGUCAGUGCCAUGGGCUGCCGUCUGCUGGCCGUCAUGAUGGGUUGGGAGCGCGCAAUGGAACAUCACAACUGGAUCAAUGUCGACGGCCCGUACGGGUGGACUGGUCUUACUUUCUAA